Molecule: messenger RNA, 1032 nt
Organism: Sphaerodactylus townsendi
Lineage: Eukaryota; Metazoa; Chordata; Lepidosauria; Squamata; Sphaerodactylidae
Product: olfactory receptor 2D2-like
Exons: 2
Coding region: 67-1032 (321 amino acids)
Biological process (GO): G protein-coupled receptor signaling pathway
Cellular component (GO): membrane
Molecular function (GO): olfactory receptor activity; G protein-coupled receptor activity
Source: RefSeq, a predicted model, not a curated record
UCAGAGGGACAAGAAACUUCAUGCGGGUGGUGGAAUAUCCAGGAGAGGAGCAGAAAGGAAGUCCGGAUGGCAGCUGAAAACUUCACCUCCGUCCAGGAGUUCAUCUUGGUGGGACUUACCAACCAUCGCAAGACCCAGAUGUUGCUCUUUGUGGUCAUCCUCCUUACCUAUUCCUUUACCGUUUUGGGGAACCUGAUGAUCAUUGUCCUGGUGCUGACAGACUUCCACCUCCAGACACCGAUGUACUUCUUCCUCACAAACCUCUCGACCCUGGAGAUCUGUUUUGUCACGACCACUGAGCCCCAGAUGUUGGCUCACCUCAUGGCUGGAAAUGGAGUCCUCCCCUUCACUCAUUGUGUCGCCCAGAUGUACAUUGCUACCUCCCUGGCCAGUAUUGAAUGUUUUCUCUUGGCUGCCAUGGCCUAUGACCGCUACUUGGCCAUCUGCCGCCCUCUCGUCUACACAGUCGCCAUGGGUGGGUGGCACUCGCUGCAGUUAGCCUUUGCCUCCUGGGUGAUUGGCGCCAUUCUCGCUUCAAUAACUAUGUCCUCCAUCCUCCGCCUCCCCUUUUGUGGGCCCAACCGCAUAAACCACUUCUGCUGUGAGGCGCCACUGCUGUUGAAACUGUCAUGUGCCGACAUCCGAGUUACAGAGCAAAUAGUGGUCAUCUUCUCUUCGUUCAUCCUUCUAUUUCCCCUUUCUUUAAUCCUGACCUCUUAUGGGAUGAUUCUCUGGUCUGUGUUGCAAAUACGAUCGAAACUGCCUGGAAGAACGCCAAGGCUUUUCUCAUACAUCGCCCUCCCACCUGGCCGUGGUCUCCCUGUUCUACGCCACCGCCAUGUUCAUGCACCUGAUCCAAUUGCUUCGGCCAAGGUAAAUUCGAAUUAUGACAAGUGGAUUGCGGUUUUUUAUGCCGUGGUCACUCCCAUGCUGAACCCGAUCAUCUAUACCCUCAGGAACAAAGACGUUCAUGAUGCCGCAGCCAAGAUGAUGGGCCGGUGGGGCUUGAGCUACAGACACCAAGUAGUAUAG